Neopsephotus bourkii (Bourke's parrot) is the source of this 6403-nucleotide messenger RNA. RefSeq names its product myosin IB (gene MYO1B). Gene Ontology annotation, molecular function: microfilament motor activity; ATP binding; actin filament binding. Lineage: Eukaryota; Metazoa; Chordata; Aves; Psittaciformes; Psittacidae. Gene Ontology annotation, biological process: vesicle transport along actin filament; actin filament organization. The transcript has 31 exons. The record is from RefSeq and is a predicted model, not a curated record. Gene Ontology annotation, cellular component: actin cytoskeleton; brush border; myosin complex. Bases 122 to 3532 code for a protein of 1136 amino acids.
GAGGGGCCGGGGCUGUGCCCCGCUCCGCGUCGCCUCGGCAGGGCAGCGUCUGCCGGCGGCUCGGGGCGGGAGGCGGUUGCCUCGGCACGGCGGGCAGCGCCCUUGGGCGGCACAGGAGAAAAUGGCCAAAAUGGAGGUUAAGACGUCACUUUUAGAUGACAUGAUAGGGGUGGGGGAUAUGGUUCUUUUAGAGCCGCUUAAUGAAGAUUCGUUCAUCAAUAAUCUGAAAAAGCGCUUUGACCACAAUGAAGUAUAUACAUACAUUGGUAGCGUGGUGAUAUCAAUAAAUCCCUACCGAUCUCUACCCAUUUAUACUCCCGAGAAAGUGGAAGAAUACAGAAACCGAAACUUCUAUGAACUCAGUCCUCACAUCUUUGCUCUGUCAGAUGAAGCAUACAGAUCUUUAAGGGACCAGGACAAAGACCAGUGCAUCCUUAUUACAGGAGAGAGUGGAGCUGGGAAAACAGAGGCGAGCAAACUUGUGAUGUCAUAUGUAGCUGCUGUGUGUGGAAAAGGGGCAGAGGUUAAUCAAGUAAAAGAACAACUUUUGCAGUCAAAUCCAGUUCUUGAAGCUUUUGGAAAUGCCAAAACUGUGAGGAAUGACAACUCCUCUAGAUUUGGAAAAUACAUGGAUAUUGAGUUUGAUUUCAAGGGUGACCCGCUUGGAGGAGUGAUAAGCAACUAUCUGCUGGAGAAGUCUCGUGUUGUUAAGCAGCCAAGAGGCGAAAGAAACUUUCACAUUUUCUAUCAGAUACUCUCUGGUGCAUCAGAAGAGUUCCUCUGCAAACUUAAACUGGAGCGGGACUUCAGCAGAUACAACUACCUGGGCCUUGAUUCUGCCAAAGUGAAUGGUGUGGAUGAUGCUGCAAACUUCAGAACUGUUAGGAAUGCAAUGCAGAUAGUUGGCUUUAUGGAUCAUGAAACGCAGUCUGUUUUUGAAGUGGUGGCAGCCGUUCUGAAAUUGGGAAAUAUUGAAUUUAAGCCUGAAUCUCGUGUGAACGGACUAGAUGAGAGUAAAAUCAAAGAUAAAAAUGAACUCAAGGAAAUCUGCGAGUUGACAGGUAUAGACCAGUCUGUGUUGGAAAGAGCUUUCAGCUUCCGGACGGUUGAAGCCAAGCAAGAGAAAGUUUCAACAACACUGAAUGUGGCUCAGGCUUACUACGCCCGUGAUGCUCUGGCUAAGAAUCUAUACAGUCGACUGUUCUCUUGGCUUGUUACCAGAAUCAAUGAAAGCAUUAAGGCGCAAACAAAAGUGAGAAAGAAGGUAAUGGGGGUGCUGGACAUCUAUGGCUUUGAAAUUUUUGAGGACAACAGCUUUGAGCAAUUCAUUAUCAACUACUGUAAUGAGAAGUUGCAGCAGAUCUUCAUUGAACUUACCCUAAAAGAAGAGCAGGAGGAAUACAUACGAGAGGGGAUUGAAUGGACUCAUAUUGACUAUUUCAACAAUGCUAUAAUUUGUGACCUAAUAGAAAAUAACCAAACUGGAAUCCUGGCCAUGCUAGAUGAAGAAUGCCUGAGACCAGGAACUGUUACCGAUGACACCUUCUUAGAAAAGCUGAACCAAGUCUGUGCCACUCACCAGCAUUUUGAGAGCAGGAUGAGCAAGUGCUCCCGGUUCCUCAAUGACACUUCCUUGCCUCACAGCUGCUUCAGGAUCCAACAUUACGCUGGAAAGGUUAUGUACCAGGUGGAAGGAUUUGUUGACAAAAAUAAUGAUCUCCUGUACCGUGACCUCUCCCAGGCCAUGUGGAAGGCCAGUCACUCUCUUAUCAAAGCGUUGUUCCCAGAAGGGAACCCUGCUAAGAUCAAUCUAAAGAGACCACCGACAGCAGGUUCACAGUUCAAGGCUUCAGUGGCUACCCUGAUGAAGAACCUUCAGACAAAAAAUCCGAACUACAUCAGAUGCAUCAAACCCAAUGACAAAAAGGCUGCACACAUCUUCAAUGAUGCUCUGGUGUGCCACCAGAUCCGCUACCUUGGUCUUCUGGAGAAUGUCCGGGUCAGAAGGGCAGGUUAUGCAUUCAGGCAGGCGUAUGAGCCUUGCCUGGAGAGGUACAAAAUGCUGUGUAAGCAGACGUGGCCCCACUGGAGAGGGCCAGCCAGGGCUGGAGUAGAAGUCCUGUUUAAUGAAUUGGAAAUCCCUGAAGAAGAAUUUUCCUUUGGUAGAUCAAAGAUAUUCAUCCGCAACCCAAGAACACUCUUCAAGCUAGAAGAUCUGAGAAAGCAGCGGUUGGAGGAUUUGGCUACUCUAAUUGAGAAGAUUUAUAGAGGUUGGAAGUGCCGUACACGCUUCUUGUUAAUGAAGAAAAGCCAGAUUGUGAUUGCUUCCUGGUACAGGAGAUAUGCACAACAAAAUAAGUAUCAGAAGAUAAAGAGUUCGGCUAUUAUAGUACAGUCCUACAUCAGAGGAUGGAAGGCUCGGAAACUUCUCCGGGAACUUAAGCAUCGGAAGCGUUGUAAUGAGGCUGCCACAAUAAUUGCUGCUUAUUGGCAUGGUACCCAGGCGCGAAGGGAACUGAGACGACUGAAGGAGGAGGCUAGAAAUAAACAUGCUAUUGCUGUUAUUUGGGCUUACUGGCUUGGAUAUAAGGCUCGAAGGGAAUUGAAACGCUUGAAGGAGGAGGCUAGGCGUAAGCAUGCUGUUGCAGUCAUUUGGGCUUACUGGCUUGGACUGAAGGUCCGUAGAGAGUACAGGAAAUUCUUCAGAGCCAAUGCUGGAAGAAAAAUCUAUGAAUUUACCCUUCAGAGACUUAUGCAAAAAUACUUCCUGGAAAUGAAGAAUAAGAUGCCUUCUUUAUCACCGAUAGAUAGGAACUGGCCAGCAAGACCUUACCUUUUCUUGGAUUCAACUCACAAGGAGCUAAAGAGGAUUUUCCAUUUGUGGAGGUGUAAAAAGUACAGAGACCAAUUCACAGAUCAGCAGAAGCUUAUAUAUGAAGAAAAACUGGAAGCAAGUGAACUUUUCAAGGACAAGAAGGCUUUAUAUCCAGCCAGUGUCGGGCAGCCAUUCCAAGGAGCUUACUUGGAAAUCAGCAAGAACCCCAAGUACAAAAAACUUAAAGAUGCUGUGGAUGAAAAGAUCAUCAUUGCAGAAGUUGUGAAUAAGAUCAAUAGAGCUAAUGGGAAGGCUACAUCCAGAAUUUUCUUAUUAACCAAAAAUAAUGUUCUUCUUGCGGAUCAAAAAUCUGGGAAUAUCAAGUCAGAGGUUCCACUGGGAGAUGUUACCAAGGUGUCCAUGAGCUCCCAAAAUGAUGGCUUCUUUGCCGUGCACCUCAAGGAGGGUUCAGAAGCAGCUGGUAAAGGAGAUUUCCUGCUAAGCAGUGAUCACCUUAUUGAAAUGGCCACUAAACUUUACCGCACUACUCUCAGCCAAACCAAACAGAAGCUCAACAUUGAGAUAUCUGAUGAGUUCCUGGUCCAGUUCAGACAAGACAAAGUGUGUGUGAAGUUCAUACAAGGCAGCCAGAAAAACGGCAACAUCCCAACUUGCAAGCGAAAAAACAAUCGGCUUCUUGAAGUGGCUGUCCCUUAACUGCAGCUGGUGGCUCUCCCUUUCACGGACUUGUUUCUUUGUAAUAGUGCAAUUUUAGUUUUACUGGUUUUAUCCCUUUCUGGAGCUGUUGAUGGCUAAUAGCUUUAGGAAACCCUUGGCAAAACAUUCGAUCAAUCGACUUUUAAAUCCUUUUGUUCAUACCAGAGUCUUAACCCUCAAAAUGCAGAUUUUUACCCAGUGAGGCAUUUUUAGCAGCUGGAACAUACCUGUCAUACACAAAUCAUUCUCUUUGUUUAGCGGUCAUAUUUUAGUGCAGCAUACCAUAAACCUACAUAUUAAUGCUAAAUUAGUCGUACUCCUUAGUCUAGGGAUCUGCUUAACAGGAACUAUAAAUAGAUGGCCUUGAUGCUUGGUGGCCAUUUGUGCCCAGUGUCAUAGAAUCAUAGAAUGGUUAGAGUUCGAAAGGACCUUGAGAUCAUCUAGUUCCUAUUGUGGUGGUGUGAAGGGCUCCUGGCUUGUCACUGCUGGGGAGACCAGCAGGAUGGAGGCUGACGCACUAACUCCUGUAGUUAACACUAGGACCUAUGUAACUCAACCUUUUAGUCAGUACAGCACAGGAACAUCUAAUUCUGCAAAACUGAUUAUACAAGCAGUUAUAUGCAUAAUUUUACCAUAAAAAUGCAAAAUUUUGAAACAGGAAUUUUAAUCAGGUCAGGUAUUUUUAAUGACUUUAUACAGUAGGAAUCAGUAAAAUUAUAAAAGCUUGCUUCUUUCACAAAGGCUAUACAGUUCAAGGCAUCUUUUCUGUUCUGCUUUUUUCUUUUAAAUUAUCAGUUAAGAUUAGAGCCUGAAAAAUGCAAUAGUAUUCAUAACACAAGUAAAUGCUAGGUAUUUAAACAGUUAGUUUAAAGCAAAAGGUUUGAGCCUUUCUUUUAGAUAUUGGCAUGUACAAUGUGCAAUAAAACAUACGUGACAUUUUGUGAAAGAAUUAUUUAUAAUACAUUUUUGUGUGCAAGAGAGGAUUGGUGCAGGCUGCAUAGACAGUGUAAGGGUUAAACUAGAUUUGUGUUGUUAAUUUGCAGUUUUUUAGGGUGUACACUACAGUUGUCAACUUGGGAAGAAUACUCAGAAUUAAAAAAUCGUUAAUUUGGGGGUCUGUAUAUAAAUUGUUAUGGUAACAAAACUGUUCUAAUUCUGUGCUAUUUGGUACUCCUACAUUAUAACCAUAUUUUUGUACUCCAAACUGUUUUAUAUAACUUGUGUGCCUGAUGUAAAUGUGUGCACAGAAAAUACAAUCAAGAGCUGCAUUAUAAACUUUCAGUGUAACUGAAUGCACUUAAUCUUUUAUAAGCCAGAAGCAUUAGUUGAAAUCCUUAAGAGGAGAGAUGCAGUUUUAGAUAGAAAUAACUACUCAAGUGAAGGGUUUAUUGGAUGUGACUGAUUUGUUGAUGGAAGAGCAAUUGAGAAAGCAUUGUAUUUUUGCAGUCUGAUAUAGGACAGAUUAAGACCCUGAGUAUCUGAUGUGAAGUGCUGGAAGUCCAACCAUAAAUAAAGGAAAGAUAAAGAAAAGUUCAGAGUCUCAUUACUCUCCUGGUGGUAAAGUGAUGUAGUGCUCAUGGCUCUGAAGGCUCCUCUGGGUAGUUCAGCAUUAAACAGUGUCUCUCCGCACUAAAACGGCAUUUACUGCUGUAGAUGUUGUAUAGUGCUAAUGGUUAUUGGGCGGAAAAAACAGCUGGGUUGGGUUAUGCCAUGUUUUGCUUUGGGAUUAAAGUGCAUAUUUUUCUAUGAUUUGGAUACAAAAUAAUUGUUUUUAACUGGUUGCUUUAAUGUUGCUGUUGAAAGGCCAUGUACAUGACCUUCAAAGGUGGGAGUAAGCAAAAGAUACAUCUCCCUAACUAUGACCAAAAGUUGCCUCUUCCUUGUGAUCAUAGUUUGAGCCCUUCUUUUACUAAUUGAGUUGGCUUAAUAGUUUAAUAAAAUUUAAAUAAUUUUACAUGUAAUUAGGGAUGUUUAUGAAGGAAAUCUUGCUAUCAAUUUGUAAUGCAAAAUUAGGAUACUUCAAAGUGAUUACUCCAUUGCCUUAAGAAGACAGCAUGUAAUAACAUAGCGUUUGAAACUCCUAAAUCCUGUAUUAGAAUCCCUGCUUGGUAAAUGUUGGAAGGUUUGUAAAACUGUUCACUAUCUUGAAAACCUUGCAGUAAGGACCACAAGGAGCAAAUUUUAAAAAUCAACACAAAAGUCAGGAAAAACAUUUGAAGUCUGAUAUAAUCCUGUAGUUGCUUGCAGGUAGGAAAUGGGAGAGUUUAGAGUAAGUACAUGUGGAUAUGCGGCCCAUGAAAUUAGGGUAUUGCAGGAUAAUGUUAGGAUACUUAACCCAUCCCAGAGAGACCCAGCACACAUUCCGUUCAUGUUUUAGUCUUUGCAGCAAGACAUGAUAGCCAUACCUGCAAAAGACUGGGAGAGGGGUAAAUUCCUCACUUUGAUUUCUGUUGUUUCUUUUCUUUUUCUGGACCUUUACAAGUUUUACCUUGCAUAUUAGCUGGCACUUUGUGGUGGUUAUUAUUUGACACUUAAAUAUUUCUCACUGUACAGAGCAAGUUUUGCUGGACAUGAAUUAUUUAGAUACGCUAGAUGAGUCAUGGUAUCUUGAUGUUUAGAUUGAAGUAUUUAGGAUGUUGAAAAUGAAAAUGUGAGGUCACGUAGGUUUCUUUUCCUCUGUUUUCUUUUAUAACUGUCUAUUAAAUAGUCUUGUAAGGAGCAGAAUAUUCCUCCUAUGGUGCUAACCUUACACGUCCUUUUACUUGUGGAUUUUAAUCUGUCAUCGGAAGGCUUGGCAAGGAUCAUUAAAGAAAAUGAGAUUUGUUGCAUGAAUCUUUCAAGAAUCAAAUAAAAUUCUGUUCUAGACCUAUA